AGUGGUUGUGUACGGUCCGCAGCGGCAGGUGAAGUCUAGCAGAGGACGCGGCCAGGCGAUUCGGUGAAGCGAUUCCUGCAGGCGUUGGUUCCCCUCUUUGACCUGGUAAAUGCAGGCUUUUAUGCGAGAGGAAGCCUGGAGCCAGAGGACUUUUGGUGGCUGAGGCCUUAGCUACCUGGCUUACACAUUAAGGAGGACACAGAUUUGCUUGCUGUCUGUCUGUCAAGGCCUGGCUCAGCUAAGGACCUGUUAACAUUUCUAGAGAAGAAAACAGCAUUACCAUGUUGGUUGAAUCUGCUGAUGAGGAGCGACUACAUAUUUUGGAUUUUAACCUGUUAGCAGAUGAUUUGAAUUUGUUGAAAUGAGCAGUCGUAAAUCAAAGAGUAACAGCUUAAUUCACACAGAGUGCCUUUCACAGGUACAAAGAAUUUUACGUGAAAGAUUUUGUCGUCAGAGUCCACAUAGUAACCUAUUUGGAGUGCAAGUACAAUACAAACACUUAAGUGAGCUGCUGAAAAGAACUGCUCUCCAUGGAGAGAGUAACUCUGUCCUUAUUAUCGGACCCCGAGGAUCAGGAAAAACUAUGUUAAUAAAUCAUGCUUUGAAAGAACUCAUGGAAAUAGAAGAAGUGAGUGAAAAUGUAUUACAAGUUCACUUAAAUGGACUGCUGCAGAUCAAUGACAAAAUCGCCCUAAAGGAAAUCACAAGGCAGUUAAAUCUGGAAAAUGUAGUUGGAGAUAAAGUUUUUGGAAGCUUUGCUGAAAACCUUUCAUUUCUUCUGGAAGCUUUAAAAAAAGGUGACCGAACUAGCAGUUGCCCAGUGAUCUUCAUAUUAGAUGAAUUUGAUCUUUUUGCUCAUCAUAAAAACCAAACACUUCUCUAUAAUCUUUUUGACAUUUCUCAGUCUGCACAGACCCCAAUAGCAGUUAUUGGUCUUACAUGUAGAUUGGAUAUUUUGGAACUCUUAGAAAAAAGAGUGAAGUCAAGAUUUUCUCACCGGCAGAUACACUUAAUGAAUUCAUUUGGUUUUCCACAGUAUGUUAAAAUAUUUAAAGAACAGUUAUCUCUACCUGCAGAGUUUCCAGACAAGGUUUUUGCUGAGAAGUGGAAUGAAAAUGUUCAGUAUCUCUCAGAAGAUAGAAGUGUGCAAGAAGUACUACAGAAGCAUUUCAAUAUCAGCAAAAACCUGCGGUCAUUACACAUGCUAUUGAUGCUUGCUUUAAAUCGAGUAACAGCAUCGCACCCAUUUAUGACUGCCGUAGAUCUAAUGGAAGCAAGCCAACUGUGUAGCAUGGACUCGAAAGCAAAUAUUGUACAUGGUCUAUCAGUCUUGGAAAUCUGUCUUAUAAUAGCAAUGAAACAUUUAAAUGACAUCUAUGAGGAAGAGCCAUUUAAUUUUCAAAUGGUCUAUAAUGAGUUUCAGAAGUUUGUUCAAAGGAAAGCACAUUCCGUUUAUAAUUUUGAAAAACCUGUUGUCAUGAAGGCUUUUGAACACUUGCAGCAAUUAGAAUUAAUAAAGCCCAUGGAAAGAACUUCAGGAAAUUCACAGAGAGAGUACCAGCUGAUGAAACUGCUUUUGGAUAAUACUCAAAUUAUGAAUGCUCUGCAGAAAUAUCCCAACUGUCCUACAGAUGUGAGGCAGUGGGCAACAUCCUCACUAAGCUGGUUAUGAAUAUAACCAGUGACUUCAACUUUGGCAUUUCAUUCAUACUUCUGUAGAGAACGGAAAACUAUUGUCCAUUAACAUGAUAUGCUAAACAUUCUAUAAACAUUCUUGUAUUUAUGUGAGACUUGCCCAUCUACUGUCUUGGCUGUGUCUUGCCUUUUAAUCAUGAACAGUUACAUGAUUUAUAAUUUCACUGAUUGAGAUUACUUUGUAAGUAGCUGUUCAGAAGAAUAAAAUAUGACUGUUUUAGGGACUAGACCAUGUGCUUUUUUAACACUUAUAUAUAUAAUGGUCUAUUUGAAGAGCUCACUUCAACCUAACAGCUAGAUGUCUUUACAAACCUUAAACCAAAGGAGUAAAAAAAACAAUGGUAAGCACUGAAGUAUAAUAAGUAACCUUUGGUACAGCAGGUUUGCUGCAGUGUUUUUUUCUGUCCACAUGCAAAUUUUGGAUUCUAUCCCAGACCCAGGUUUUCUAGUUCAGAAGACUAACCAGCUUAGUCAGAAGAUGGUUCCAUGGAAGAAAAAGGCCAAGGAGUUUGAAGAUUUUUCUUCUAGACAUCUCAAAAUGUGGUACUCAUACCAUCCACAUCAGAAUCCCUUGUAGGAUUUUCUAAAAUUACAGAUUGUUGAGCCUACCAUAGGUCAAAAGGACUGGAAUUUUCCUUCUUAACAAGUAUAGUCAUGGCACCACGUAACAUUUUGGUCAAUGACAUUGUAUAAAGGGUGGUCUCAUAAGAUUAUACCAUAUUUUUACUGUACCUUUUCUAUGUCUAAAUAUACAAAUGUUUUACCAUUGUGUUACAGUUGCCUACAGUAUGAUUACAGUAACAUUCUGUACAGUGCUAUAGCUGAAGAGUAAUAGGCUAGGCUAUCUGUAUAGCCUAAGUGUGUAACAGGCUAUAUACAUAUCAUCAGGGUCUGUGUAAGUAUACUCUGUGAUGUUCAUACAGUGAUGAAAUCACCCAAAGACACAUUUCUCAGAACGUAGCCCCAUCAUGAAGUGACGUGACUACCAGAGAUUUCUGGAAAAGCACUCCCAAAAGUAAUGAGAUGUGUAUGGCAAUGUUAACUGAACCUGUUUGUAUUAAAAAGUAAAUCCCUAUGAGGAAUGUGGAAAUGUCCGUCAAAGCAUUGUCUUUUAAGUAAGUUCCAAGAUCCAUGAAUUAACAGAGGCAUAUAUUUAAAAUGAAAUUUAAUGAGCACUUAGUGACUUCAUUUGUUCAAGAAUAUUUGAUUUCCUAUUGUGUGCAUGGGAGGUUUACAAAAGACAGACUGUCCCUAUGCUUGUGCAGCUUACAAUCUAUUUAACUAUUAGAGGCCCUGUGAGAUGUAGGCAGUUAUUUACAGAUGAGAAAACUAACACAGCAGUGGCAAUGCUGGGAAUGGCCAACAGGCUUGGAAUUCAACUCAGUUUAGCACCAAAGCCAGUGCUAUUAAGACCUGAAGUUCAACAGUGGAUUCCUUACCAAAUAGUUUUUAAAGUAUGCUCUAAGGAACAAUGUUUUAAUGAAAUCUUGGAUACAAAGUGGAAUAAAAGGUUUCUGAGCAUAAAGUAGCUCUUCAGUAGUUACAACCUAUUCUUUUGCAUACAUAGCCUUUCCUUCCCUGCAAAAAGUUAAGCCUGCUAAGUAUUCAGAUCCCUGUCAUUUACUUCUCAGCAGUCUCAUUCAAGCUAAGGCUUGCAUACUCAAUCUGUGCCGUAGUCUACACAUUUUUAGGGGAUAUUUCACCAAAAUACUUGACAUGGUAACAUCACUAUUAUAUACUAGAAGCAAGAAUUUUACACUUAUGCUCUAAGUGAUCCUUUUAAAAAUUUUCUGAACUAUUUGAGGAAAGUAUUAUUUGUCUUAAAGGGUAACAGCCUCAUGAAAUGACUUGAGGAUUCCAAUUUCUUAUUAGCUUAAGAUGUCACUUAAAAGCUGACAGCCCUCAUCUGUCUCAUUGGCUACAUAAGAGCUGCAGAAGAUCCAUCAAUAACCAAGUAUAAAGAAAGAUUUUAAGACUAAGUACCAAUUGAGGUAAACAUGAAACCGUUAUAAAGCAAAUUAAAAAAAAAUACAUUAGGAAAAGUUACACAAAUGAAGUGUACGCCUAUUAUAUUCCCAAGGCAUUUUUGUGGGGAGGAACAGUGCUGCUUGUUGGCCUUUCCAUAUUCCCUCAUACAAAAAUGCUAAAAUCUAUUCGCAAGAGUUUUGAGCUAACUUCGUCUCUUAAAUUGCUUUAAUUGUCAUCAAUAAAAACAAAUAUGAAAAACCCUAGUUUAAAAAGCGGUUCAAGAAUAAUGUAAACUUAUACAUAUAGCUUAUUUUCUUCAUUUACUAGAGGAGGAAAAAUAGAACCAAAAAAUGCAUGAACUCCUGCUUUUCAAUCUGAUUACCUCAAACUGAAAAGCAGGUGAAAGGAGGAAUAUUUCAGUGUGUUUUUACAUCUGAAUCCAAGGGAUCCAAGUGGCCCAGCAGAAACGGAAUUCUUGUUAAAAUGACUGAUUCUCGUGCAUGUGAAAGGCUCUGGGGAAUGAAUACCUGUUUGGUCCAAACUUACUGUAUCAUAAUGCUGUAUAUGUUGAAAACGUAAUACCUGUUAAUGUCCUAAUGAAUCACGUUUUGCAGAAAACACCGUAAGAAACACUUCAGUCUUUCUGUAGUUUCCAUGCAUAUUUCACCAUGGUUCGCACUCUGAUCCUCAUCUGGUUUAGAAAGCAAUUCAGUUUCUUUCAAACCACCAUAACCUAAGUGCUGCCCCAUCCUUCACCUUUACCCUAGAAAAUCUGAGAAUCCAUUGGUGUGUACUGUGUGACACAAUGCCAACAAGCCUCUGGUUUCUAAUACUGGCAGGACCAACACACAUACUUUAGUGGGAAUAUAAUCUGUUUAGACGAUAAUAGAGGGAAAUGCCAUAAUUAACAAAUCUCCCUUCACUCACCACUAUCCUCAUUCUUGCAGUUGUCAAGGUGUAAGCCUCACUGUAAGUUACAAAGCUACCACUCCCCUCUUUAAGAACACAUAGCUUAGGAUUGCCUUGGCGAUGUGGGCUCUUUUUUGGUUCCAUAUGAACUUAAGUAGUUUUUUCCAAUUCUGUGAAGAAAGUCAUUGGUAGCUUGAUGGGGAUGGCAUUGAAUCUGUAAAUUACCUUGGGCAGUAUGGCCAUUUUCACAAUAUUGAUUCUUCCUACCCAAGAGCAUGGAAUGUUCUUCCAUUUGUUUGUAUCCUCUUUUAUUUCCUUGAGCAGUAGCUUGUAGUUCUCCUUGAAGAGGUCCUUCACAUCCCUUGUAAGUUGGAUUCCUAGGUAUUUUAUUCUCUUUGAAGCAAUUGUGAAUGGGAGUUCACUCAUGAUUUGGCUCUCUGUUUGUCUGUUGUUGGUGUAUAAGAAUGCUUGUGAUUUUUGUACAUUGAUUUUGUAUCCUGAGACUUUGCUGAAGUUGCUUAUCAGCUUAAGGAGAUUUUGGGCUGAGACGAUGGGGUUUUCUAGAUAUACAAUCAUGUCGUCUGCAAACGGACAAUUUGACUUCCUCUUUUCCUAAUUGAAUACCCUUUAUUUCCUUCUCCUGCCUAAUUGCCCUGGCCAGAACUUCCAACACUAUGUUGAAUACGAGUGGUGAGAGAGGGCAUCCCUGUCUUGUGCCAGUUUUCAAAGGGAAUGCUUCCAGUUUUUGCCCAUUCAGUAUGAUAUUGGCUGUGGGUUUGUCAUAGAUAGCUCUUAUUAUUUUGAAAUACACCCCAUCAAUCCCUAAUUUAUUGAGAGUUUUUAGCAUGAAGGGUUGUUGAAUUUUGUCAAAGGCUUUUUCUGCAUCUAUUGAGAUAAUCAUGUGUUUUUUGUCUUUGGCUCUGUUUAUAUGCUGGAUUACAUUCAUUGAUUUGCGUAUAUUGAACCAGCCUUGCAUCCCAGGGAUGAAGCCCACUUGAUCAUGGUGGAUAAGCUUUUUGAUGUGCUGCUGGAUUCGUUUUGCCAGUAUUUUAUCCAGUUAGAAUGGCAAUCAUUAAAAAGUCAGGAAACAACAGGUGCUGGAGAGGAUGUGGAGAAAUAGGAACACUUUCACACUGUUGGUGGGACUGUAAACUAGUUCAACCAUUGUGGAAGUCAGUGUGGCGAUUCCUCAGGGAUCUAGAACUGGAAACACCAUUUGACCCAGCCAUCCCAUUACUGGGUAUAUACCCAAAGGACUAUAAAUCAUGCUGCUAUAAAGACACAUGCACACGUAUGUUUAUUGUGGCAUUAUUCACAAUAGCAAAGACUUGGAACCAACCCAAAUGUCCAACAAUGAUAGACUGGAUUAAGAAAACGUGGCACAUAUACACCAUGGAAUACUAUGCAGCCAUAAAAAAUGAUGAGUUCAUGUCCUUUGUAGGGACAUGGAUGAAAUUGGAAAUCAUCAUUCUCAGUAAACUAUCACAAGAACAAAAAACCAAACACCGCAUAUUCUCACUCAUAGGUGGGAAUUGAACAAUGAGAUCACAUGGACACAGGAAGGGGAAUAUCACACUCUGGGGACUGUUGUGGGGUGGGGGGAUGGGGGAGGGAUAGCAUUAGGAGAUAUACCUAAUGCUAGAUGACGAGUUAGUGGGUGCAGCGCACCAGCAUGGCACAUGUAUACCUAUGUAACUAACCUGCACAAUGUGCACAUGUACCCUAAAACUUAAAGUAUAAAAAAAAAAAAAAACAUAGCUAAAGAAAAACUGCAUAUGCAAAUCAUACCGUAUUCAUUUUUUUAUUUAACUUGGGGAUGGAAUGGGGAUAGCAUACAUUUUAUUUGUACAAUAUUUAACAAUCACUUAUCCAAGGUGGGGUUUUAUGGGGAUUUUAAGCUUUCUGUUAAAUACUUGCAGAAAAAAUAGCAAGUACGAUUUGACAGUAGUACAAUAACCUGUGCCCAAAACACAAGAAAUACAGAGUAAAGCGAAAAUAACUGCUUACCAAUAUUCUGAGAGGUAACAAAUGGGAUAUGGGUUGAGACUGCAUAAAAAACGUACUGCUGGUUGAAUAUCUGAGGUAAAUGAUGUUCAAUCAAGAUGCUACUUGUAUCAUUUUGCCCAUAAAUGGAUAAAUAAUUUUAUGCAUAUCAUACCAAAUGUUCCUAAAAAGUAAUCUUUCAAAAAAGUAUAAAAGAGAAACUGGAAAGUA
Messenger RNA from Homo sapiens (human), 6786 nucleotides. RefSeq names its product origin recognition complex subunit 4 (gene ORC4). The record is from RefSeq and is marked reviewed. Gene Ontology annotation, cellular component: cytoplasm; nucleus; origin recognition complex. Bases 362 to 1672 code for a protein of 436 amino acids. The transcript is spliced from 16 exons. Gene Ontology annotation, molecular function: DNA binding. Lineage: Eukaryota; Metazoa; Chordata; Mammalia; Primates; Hominidae. Gene Ontology annotation, biological process: protein polymerization; DNA replication; polar body extrusion after meiotic divisions.